AUGACGGAUAAAGGAAAUGACGAAGCGGUGCCAAGAGUCACCGAACAAAUGAGAGAAGUGAUUGCUGAAGAGGUAGGAAAAGCAAUCGAGAAUAGUUUGUCGGGUUUCAUUGAUAAAAUCCAAACCACGGUGUUAUCAGUGGUGGAUGAAAGGAUAAAGAAAUUGGAGGAUAAUGCAAGUUCAGCCAAGGAGAAAUUGGUAGAGCGUAAGGGUUGCUCGUACAAAGAAUUUAUGGCAUGCAAACCACCACUCUACAACGGAGAAGUGGAUCCGAUAGUGUGUCAAAGGUGGUUAAGUGAUAUAGAAGGGGUAUUUGAGAGAACCCACUGUGACGCAAAUGACUUCGUGGCGUAUGGCACAGGUCAACUGAGAGGACAAGCAAAAGACUGGUGGGAUAAUAAGAAAAAGGAAAUCGGUAGUGAAGAAGCGAAGGCGAUGACAUGGGAUGAGUUUAAGGUACCCUUCCUUAAACAUCACAGUCCCAAGGCGGUUAUUAAUCGAAUCAAAGAGGAAUUUAUCCAGCUUAGGCAGAAGGGCGAGUCCAUUGAUAAAAUCACGGGAACUUUUCUUGACAAAUUAAGGUUUUGUGAUGAAUUGUUCAUGACUCCCUCAAAAUACGAAACCCUCACCGAAAUCAUCAACGCCGCUCGGGAAAGAGAGAUAGAGUUGAAGAAACAAGUUGAGAGGGGUGAAAGAAGGGCGCAAGUGGUUAAUCCAAGUCCUACUAAAAAGGCACGCGUAACCGACUCAUCAAAGAAGCAAGAAGGAAAAAGUAACUCGCCAAGCUGUAAGGUAUGUGGGAAAGGGCACAAGGGAGAGUGCCGGUUUAAGGACAAGCCGUGUCCUAUAUGCGGGAAGACAGGGCACACGGCUGUAUUGUGCCCGGGGAAAGUUUCGGUAUGCUACAAAUGCUAUCAGCCGGGUCACAAGAAAUCCGAGUGUCCGGAAUUGUCCGGAAAGAAGGAAGACAAGGGUGCGCACACUGAAGCACCAAAAGCAAAAGCUAGAUCUUUCCAGCUAACGGCAGUGGAGGCGAAAACGGAGCCCGAUGUGGUCUCAGGAAGGAAAACCGGUUAUGUGCUCGAUGAUAAAAGCUUACAAGCUCAUGAAGCACGGAUGUAG
Molecule: messenger RNA, 1122 nt
Organism: Helianthus annuus (common sunflower)
Lineage: Eukaryota; Viridiplantae; Streptophyta; Magnoliopsida; Asterales; Asteraceae
Exons: 3
Coding region: 1-1122 (373 amino acids)
Molecular function (GO): zinc ion binding; nucleic acid binding
Source: RefSeq, a predicted model, not a curated record